Molecule: messenger RNA, 2784 nt
Organism: Sorex fumeus (smoky shrew)
Lineage: Eukaryota; Metazoa; Chordata; Mammalia; Eulipotyphla; Soricidae
Gene: MAML2
Product: mastermind like transcriptional coactivator 2
Exons: 5
Coding region: 1-2637 (878 amino acids)
Biological process (GO): positive regulation of transcription of Notch receptor target
Cellular component (GO): nucleoplasm
Molecular function (GO): transcription coactivator activity
Source: RefSeq, a predicted model, not a curated record
AUGCGCCUGAGCGUCACUGUGAACCCCUUGGGUGCAGGGACACCUCCCAUGCUCCAGGGACCCCUGAAGAGAAAACAGCCCCCUCCCCCGGACCCCACCCACGGCAGCAGGCCCAACGGCUUCCUUGACAGCAACUUCCUGGAUAUCAAGAGGAUCUGCGUCGGGGAGACCCCAGGGCCGGGCCAGGGACCCCUCCAGGCCAACAGUGGACAGAGCCCGAUGGCGCCAGGGGCCCUGCCCCUCAGCCAGGUGCCUGCCCGGAACCCCGCGGCCCCGCUGACUGUCCCACCACCCACCGAGGCCCUGUCCAGCCUGGGCUUGAAGCCAGUGAAGAAGGAGCCGGGGGAGACCGUGUCCUGCAGCCGGCAGCUGGAUGGCACCUUUGGCCAGCGGCUGGGCGAGGAGCCGGCCGAGCUGGACCCCGAGCUCCAGGAGCUGUUCAAUGAGCUGUCUAGCAUCUCCGUGCCUCCCCUGAGUGACCUGGAACUGGACAACAUGAUCAGCGCCACCAUCAAGCAGGGCGACCCCUUCAGCCUGGACCUGAGCCAGCCGCCGAGCCAGAGUAGCCCUCCUGGGCCCACCCUGGCCCCGGACAAGCCCCUGGUCAAGAGCGAGUACUCCCCAGGCCGGGGCCCAGCCGCCUCCGCCUCCCCGCAGCUUCGGCCCCCUUCGGCCAGCCCCGCCUUCUCUGUGGCUGCGCCCGCCCUCCCUGUCUCCUCCCCCUUGUCCUCUGUCCCUCAGGGCCAGCCCCAGCCUGUCCCGGGCGCUGGCCGGGUCCUGCCCAGCUGGCAGGAGGUGUCCCAUGCCCAGCAGCUGAAGCAGAUCGCAGCCAACCGCCAGCACCAUGGCCACCUGCCACCGCCACCACAGCCCACAGCCUGGCCAGGUGCCACGGCCCCCGCAUUCUCACAGGAGAAGACCCCCAGCCCCUCUUUCACCCAGCAGUCGUUCGUCCCCCAGAGCUCCUCCAUGACCGGGGGCACUGGGAGCAGUGGCCAGUCCAAAGCUCUGGGCAACUACGUGCUGAAGGCCGGCACCCCGCCGUCCACACGUCAGGAGCCUCCGAGGGGCCUUGCGGGCAGUGCCCACAGUGGUACCAAGCUCCUGUUCCACUUCGGCCCAGAGCCCGGCGGCCAGCAGCCGCUGCCUGCUCUGGCAUCCUCCGGACAGCCUCACCUGCCACAGUACACCGCACCUCCGCCCACCCAGCCCACCCAGCUGCCCGCCGGCCAGUCCCUGCUGAGGUCAGCGCUGCCCACUCAGCAGAAGACCCUGCUGCAGAAGAUGCAGGGCCCAGCCCUCGCUGGACUGGGCUACCAGCUGUCCCCCCAGCACCGGCAGGAGCAGCAGCCCUCUGCCGUGACCCCAAGCUCUGGCCCCAGCCCUGGUGGCAGCUUCCUGGGCUCCCAGCUGAUGCAGCAACUGGUGGGCAAAAAGCAAACUGCACAGAGACCGCUGGCCGAGCAGAAGCUGCUCCUCCCCACACAGAUGCUGGUGAACACGGAGAAGCUCGUUGUGCAGGACCAGAUGAGCAGACAUCUGUCCAGACCGCCCCCUGACUAUAAAGACCAAAGGAGAAACACAGGCAACAUGUCGUCAGGAGCCCCCUACCCCGGGCCCUCUCCUGCCGUGAGCUCGAACUCCAGCCAGGCCUUGGCAAACCCCGUUUCCACGCAGGCCCUUGGGACCCCCAGCCCUGGCCUGCUGACUCCAGCCCUCGGCACCCGCCUGCAACCCAGCACCGCGGCUGUUCAGAACCAGAACCAGAACGUGGGUGCCUUUGCCAGCCCGCCCUGCAGCCAGCCGGGCCAGUAUGGUGCCGAGGCAGGUAUGGGCCGGUUGGUACCACAGAGAAACCUCCAGCAGCUGGGGGCGGGCCCUGGCGGAGCCCUGGCUCCCCGGCCCCCCACCUUGGCCCCAAGUGCCAGCAGCAGCAACAGCGCCCUGUUUGCGGCCGUGUCUCUGGGCACUUCGCCACAGCCGAGACUGAGUCUGCCCCAUGGCAUGGCCGGCCUGGCUCCCCAGCGGGCGACCCCCGACAUGCUAAGACCCCCGGCGACAGCCCCGCCCAGCUGGGCCUCACCCGGAACCCCCACCAAGCCGCAGGACAACCCGAAGCCUGCAGGCGUCUGCUUCCCCACGGUCACACCUGCGGCUUACACCCCAAGUCGGUCCCUGCCACAGGUCGUGGGGGGCCAGCAGUUCCCCCCGACAGCAGCGGCACCCCCCAACACUUUGGCACCAGCGGUACAGGCAAGACCCCUGAGCCAGGUGAGCCAGACGCUGAAUGGGCCAGGCCUGGAACCUCUCCGGAAUCUGAACCUCGGGCCCAGCCCGCUGGGCACUGCGGCAUUGCCGGGAUUGAACCCGUCCGCUGCAGCCCUGGGCCAGGCGCCGCCACAGGCCCUGAGCUCUGGCAGCUUCCCAGCACCCAGCCAGAGUUCCCAGCCUUGCCAGCGCUCCGAGCACGGCAGCACCGAGCUGGCCUUCGACUUCCUCAGCCCGCAGGUGGAUGGCGUGGGGCCGGCGCUGAACAGCGACGUCGACUUCAUCGACUCCCUGCUGAAGACGGAGCCCGGCAACAGUGACUGGAUGCGGGACAUCAACCUGGACGAGAUCCUGGGUGGCCCCUCUUGAGGGCGUGGGAGGGGCGGGGGCAGCUGUGCAGGGCUGGCCGAGCCCCCACACAGUGUUGCUGUGUGAAAUGACCUCCGAGCCCCCGUUUCCCUGAAGCGAGGCAAACCUGUGGGUGUCUGAGCCCGUGGGCUAUGGCGGGUCCUGCUG